CUAGUUCCCCGCCCCACGUGACCCAGCCACGUGAUUGUCUCCCGUCCCCACGUGACUCUCCCGCCAAGAUGGCGCUGUGCCGCGCCAGGGCCUGCGCGCCGUUCUGGCGCCUCGGGCCCGGCCCUGGCCCUGCCGGUCUGCGCUGCUUCCGGCGGCCGCUGAGGCCCCCCGGCUGCUGCCUCUCCGCCAAAGCCAGCUCCAGGUCCAUCCUCGCCGCGUUGAUCUCGGGAGCCAAACGGAUCAACGGGAAGUACGAGAGAUUCCUGGAAAGGACCUUCCCUCGCUUCUACGUCUUGUACUCCACUUUCACCAGAGGAAUGGGAGAGACGUUCCUGCUUUUCCAGGAAGAACAGAGGCAGCUGGAAAUGUUCCCUGUCUCCUUCCUGGGCAGGGAGGGAUAUUCCCGCUUCUCUGAUGAGAACAGAGGAAUCCAAGCGCUCUUCGUGGAAGUAAAGGAAAUCCAGAAGAUCCGAUCUCAGAUGUCGCGGCAGAGGCUGAGCACACACCAGCUGCCGUACCGGGAGAUGGAGAGGCUGCGGCAGUUCCGCAGGGACGUGAUCAAGGCCAUUCCCAUUGGAAUUAUCGCCAUCCCGCCCUUUGCCAACUUCCUGGUCAUCGUCCUCAUGUAUUUCUUCCCACGCCAGCUCCUGAUCCGUUACUUCUGGACCCCAAGCCAACAGGUUGAAUUCCUGGAGACCUACGACACCAUCCGGAGAGGCUCCUAUUUGUACGUGGUGGAGAGUUUAGCCGUGGCCGCGCGUUCCCUGCCUGAGCCUCAGCUCCGGAGCCGCCUGCAGGACCUCUGCGCCGAGGUGUGUCAGCACUGCAGCCGGUGCAGCGAGGUUCCCAGCCUCGCGCGGCCGAGCUUUACGCCGUCAGAAGUUUGUUUUCGGGAUCACCGUUGGCUCUCAACAAGCUCCACGUGGCUCAUGUGCUUUGAGCCAGGUCCUGUUCCUGACCACCCACUUGCCGGUGUUUUUCCUGAGGCAUCGCCUGCGGAGCCACGUCCUGGAGAUCCGACACCUGGAUCGCGCCCUGCUGCGCCUGGGCCUGGGGCAGCUCUCCGAGGAGGAGCUGCGAGCGGCGUGUUACCUCCGUGGCCUGAACUCCACAAAGCUGGAGAUGUCGGAAUGCAGAGCGUGGCUGGAGCAGUGGUUGGGGCUUUCCUGCAAGCUGCAAGCUUCCGACGCUUCCCUCCUGGCGAACAGCAUGGUCCUGCUCUCCCUCAACUACGCCAGGGCUAAGGCGUGAGGACCCUCACCGUGGCAUCGCGCGCCGGCUCGGCGAUUCCCAGCCCGGGGCUGCCACAUCCCUGCCUUUCCGUGAUGGGAAACCACAGCCUGGAGUCGGCGAGAGGGGAUUUAGUGCUGCUGCUAUGGGUGAAGAAAUGAUUCCAACCCUCCUGCGCCGGAGGUUUGUGCCGGCGCCGGCUCUUCUCUUCCCGGUUGGGCUGUCGGCGCGGGCCGGUGCUGCCGCGGGGCUGAGCGGCCGCGUUGGCAAAGCUCUUGAACUGCGUUACUCAGUCACGGAACGGGCGAGCGAGCGUCUCCGCUGCCAGCGAGCGCUUCCCUUUGCCUCCCCAGCUCUGCUCAGUCCGGAUUUUCCCACUCUGGGCGGGUUUUUUAGUUUGUUUUCCUGUGAGAAGCCUAAAAAUAUCUCCCCGAGGGGUAACGACGACCCCAAAUCCCGCUGUGAGCAUCCCGGGAGCCUCAGGGAUGUCCUGGGAUGGUGUUUCCGUCGCCGCUUCGUCCCAGAGCAUCCCCAGCGGAGCCGCUGGAAACGCCGCUGCUGCGGUUGGAAAGACGGCGCUGCAUCCAUGGGGUUCCACUGGAUUGGAGCGUGGGGGUUUCGCUCGAAUUUCCCCCACUUGGAUGUGUUUUAUUAAAGGCGAAACCACG
Molecule: messenger RNA, 1898 nt
Organism: Cuculus canorus (common cuckoo)
Lineage: Eukaryota; Metazoa; Chordata; Aves; Cuculiformes; Cuculidae
Gene: LETMD1
Product: LETM1 domain containing 1
Exons: 10
Coding region: 69-1244 (391 amino acids)
Biological process (GO): intracellular monoatomic cation homeostasis
Cellular component (GO): mitochondrial inner membrane
Molecular function (GO): ribosome binding
Source: RefSeq, a predicted model, not a curated record